GCUGACAGAGAGCCGCACUGCACACUGCCAGGCGUUGACGGGGCGAGGCGGCGAUCCCAUCUGUCAUCGCGAUGGGAAUUACCACAGCGCUCCUUCUGACCCGAGCUCGGACCCCCUACUACCUGAAACCGGUCCACCUGGACACACGGACUAUAAAGCUCUGCAGUUGAGACUAUCAAACUUAGCUUCUCUCCUCCAAUAAACUGAGGAGGAUGACGAUGAUGAUGAUGAUGAUGGUGAGAAACAUCUAGCAGACAACUUGGACAAGGACGUUGUUCGAGCCCCAUCCGUGUUUUGAGUACCAGGACGAUGUAUACUAUGUGCUGGUCCGCAGUGCUCUUAUGUACAGUGGUGAUUGACAUCUCAGCUCGGGUUUUGACUACAACCAGCCCAGCUGAUCCAUCCCUCCUCUCUCCCCGCCAAUAUCAGCACACCGACCCCAACUCAGGCACCCAGCUGGUCUGUGACAAGUGCCCGGCAGGCACCCACGUGUCUGUCCACUGCUCCCCAACAGCAGUGAGGGAGUGCAGCCGCUGCCCUGAAGGCACAUUCACACGGGGCGAGAAUGGGGUUCAGAAAUGCCACCCCUGUCAGGCCCCGUGUACUGCAGGCUUCAUUGAGAAAGCAGCCUGCACGCCCAUCCAGGACAGAGUCUGCACAUGUCCCCCCAACAGCUUUUUGUUUGGGGAUGGUGCCACAGAGUGUAGGCCUCACUCGCUGUGCCCCCCAGGGACCAGGGUGAAAAGGCGGGGCAGUGAAACAGAGGACGUGCUCUGUAGGCCGUGCACCAAGGGUACUUUCUCCGCUGUGGAGUCCAGUGUGGUGAAGUGCCAAACCCACACGGACUGCCAAGCUCAGGGGCUGGUGCUGCUCACACCAGGGACUAAAGAGACAGAUAAUGUGUGUGGACCCCCUUCUACAGCCCCCAUUUCCUUUUCAUCUUCACCUGUCUCCACAAGCACCCUACUGGGUCCUACACAGCCUGUGCCUGUGCAGGAAGCCAUGACUUCUUCAUCCACUCCAUCACCAUCACUGACUGGACCUGCACAUCAAGGCACCUUCAGCCAGUCAGCAGCCAUUCAACUGAGGGGAAACCCUGGUGGGGAAGACCAACGUGCAGGGGGGCUAUUCCUUAGCCGGUCUGGCACUCCCACCCAACAAAAUUGUGAUCCCCCACAGACUCCACCGCUCCCAGCUCAGAAGCAGCUCAUGGACCUCGAGCACCAGCAGGGGCAACCCAAUUCUGACCCUGUGCCAGGCCCCAACAAGAGGAUUGUGGAGGGUCUGGAGGGGGCAGAGGUAGUCAGGGUUAGGAUGGGUAUCAGCAAGCUAGCUGGGCAGGGGAGCGGAGGAGGUGGAAGUGGGGUCUCCAGCUACUACAAGCCCACUCGUAGGGGGUCCCCAAGGCCAAGCACCCACGAUCACUUUGACAUCAACGAGCACCUUCCCUGGAUGAUAGUGCUGCUGCUCCUGCUGGUCCUGGUGGUGAUCGUGAUCUGCAGUGUGAAGCGGAGUUCUCGCGUGCUGAAGAAGGGUCCCAUGGACCCUAGCAGCAUUGUGGAGAAGGCAAUUCAGAAGAAACCAUCCGUGCCUUCAAUGCAGGUCAAAGAGAAGUGGAUCUACUACUCCAACGGACAGGGGGUGGAUAUCCUGAAGCUGGUGGCGGCCCACGUGGGCACCCAGUGGAUAGACGUCUAUCAGUCGCUGGCCAACGCCACGGAGAGGGAGGUGGCUGCCUUCUCUAAUGGCUACUCGUCGGAACACGAGCGAGCGUACGCCGCGCUGCAGCACUGGACCAUCCGCGACAGCGACGCCAACCUGGCCAAGUUAAUCAACGCCCUCCACCGACAGCGCCGCAUCGACGUGGUAGAGAAGAUCCGCUGCGUCAUGGAGGACAACCCACAGUUUGACAUCAACCAGCUGAUGACCUCAGUGAAUGUAAGCCAAAGCUUCAGCCCCGUCCACAAGCCGCUGGGGUCUCCCAGCAGCAUCUGCAGCAACAGCGGUGGUAGCACGGGCGGGGCCAGCGGCGGGGCCGUGGAGCAGUCGCCGGUGGACCGGAGCAAAUGCUUCUUCCCCGACGAAUCAGAGCCCCUGCUUCGCUGUGACUCCACCUCCAGCAAAGACUCCGCCCUCAGCAGGAACGGCUCCUUCAUUACCAAAGAGAAGAAAGACACUGUUCUCCGGCAGGUGCGUCUGGACCCGUGCGACCUGCAGCCCAUCUUCGACGACAUGCUGCACAUCCUGAACCCAGAGGAGCUGCACGUCAUCGAGGAGAUCCCAGCUGCCGAGGACAAGCUGGACCAGCUGUUUGAGAUCGCGGGAGUCAAGAGUCAGGAGGCCAGCCAGACACUGCUGGAUUCGGUCUACAGCCACCUCCCGGACCUGUUAUAGUGGAGGAGGGAAGGGAGAAACCACACGGAUGAGAAUCAGCACAGAAAUAGAAAGGAAUGCCUUAGUGGGAAGAAUGACUCAGAUCUGAUGCUGUUCAGAACAGCUUGGCUUGAUAUUUGAUCUGAUGACUCGUCAUGUCACAUUCUCACAGGAUUUGAGCUAGGUGUUGUAGAUCAGGUGGCCAUCUACACUGCUCUCUUUCAAGUCUUUACUGGUACUUUACUCCUCCUAACCCUCCAAACGUCUUCAAUUGUCUUGUGUGAAUUCACUGUUACUCUUUCAAAAUACUUCCCCCCACUACCAUGAUACAGGGUCGAUGCUCAUUGUAAUUACAGCAUUCAUGUGUCACACCAAGGAGUCCUUUGGUUAAGGUGGUAUAAUGAUAGUAUUGUGACCCUAACAAAAAGGCUUAACAGCCUCUAAAUUUAGAAAAAGCUGGUUUAGAGAAGCUGACUAAAUGGAAAA
Etheostoma cragini (Arkansas darter) is the source of this 2859-nucleotide messenger RNA. RefSeq names its product tumor necrosis factor receptor superfamily, member 21 (gene tnfrsf21). Gene Ontology annotation, molecular function: protein binding. The transcript has 6 exons. The record is from RefSeq and is a predicted model, not a curated record. The coding region runs from base 310 to 2394 and encodes 694 amino acids. Gene Ontology annotation, biological process: signal transduction; neuron apoptotic process; negative regulation of B cell proliferation. Lineage: Eukaryota; Metazoa; Chordata; Actinopteri; Perciformes; Percidae.